UCCCUGCCCAGACAGAGCCCCUGCCUUCCCCUGCACAGCUCCUGCCGGUGCAGGGCACCUGCAGCCCCCACUGCGGGCACUGAUCUCUGCCUGGCACGGCUCUGCUGGGGAGGGACCCUCUGCAGGGACCAUUCUUCGGGGCCAGGAACCCUGCAUGGGGACACUCCGGGAGUCCCGGCAGCGCGGAGGACCGGGUACCGCGCACCCUGCCGUCCAUGGGGGCCGGGGACCCUUCACGGGGACCUUCUGAUUCUCCCUGUGGAGCGGAGACCCCAUCCCGGCGGCGGGACUGCCGGCGGGCCCCCGGCGGGGCGGGAGGCGCGGCCGCGGUGCCGCGGUGCCGGGAGCGCCGGUACCGCCCCGUGCCGAGCGCCGCCCCGCAGCGCGGCUCGGGAGAGCGGCGGCGCCGGGGGGGCCGCACUCAUCCCCGUCCCCCCGCCCGGCCCGGCCCGGCCCGCUCGCAGCAGCCGCAUGUCGGGGCCCGGGGCGCAGAGCCGCAGCCGGCGGCUGCCCGCUGACAUGGAGCAGGCCCAGCGGAACCUGGAUGCAGAGCAAAUGCAGCAGCAGCAGCUGAAACUACGGGACCGGCAGAAGUUCUUUGAGGAGGUUUUCCAGCAUGAUGUGGAUUUCUUCUUCCCAAUGUCUCACCUGCAGAUAGAGCACCGGAGACCUCCCUUAGGCAGCAUUUCCUCCAUGGAGGUGAACGUGGACAUGCUGGAGCAGAUGGAUGUGCUGGACCUGUCAGACCAGGACACUGUGGAUGUGUUUCUGGGCUGUGGGACAGAGGAGAGCGGCAUUGCUGGGUCUCUGUCAGGGGCAGAUGCCAGCCAGUGCCCAGAGGAGAUCACCCUGCAAGUGCCCAACACAGCUGAGAGCAAGUCUCGCAUUUCCUCCACAUCCUCUGCCUCCACGGAUUUGAACAGCCUGGACACCAGCGAGGAGGGGGCCGAGACCCCCGUGGUGCAGUCGGAUGAGGAGGACCUGCAGGAGGACAGUCCCAAAGAGCAGGGGGUGAAGAGCUAGCAGCCAGCUUUGCCCUGCUCCCAGCCUCCUUCGUAUGGACUUGCCAGCCCAGAAGGAAAGCUGCUGGUGCUCAGUAAAAGCCCUCCUGGACUGCUGCCCUGCCAGAGGGGAGAGAUGGUUUUCCCCUCCUCUCCCUCCACGUGUUCUCCUGGCAGCCAAAGGAGAAGGAAAGGGGUACCGUAAACUCCCCAGAUUAACUCUUCAGGCUUUGCUGCUAACACUCCCUGCUUCAUCACCCCCCUUCCCACACAUGUUCAGCAUCCCACAGCCCCACCAUUCCCUGAAAGCCAUCCCUUAGGAUCCCAACUCCCCCUGCCCUACUGACAAAGGUUCUGUUCAGACAAGCACUUAACAAUGGCACAGAGAGAAAUAACACUGAUCUAACCAA
Messenger RNA from Poecile atricapillus (Black-capped chickadee), 1411 nucleotides. RefSeq names its product dysbindin domain containing 2 (gene DBNDD2). The coding region runs from base 472 to 1023 and encodes 183 amino acids. The record is from RefSeq and is a predicted model, not a curated record. Gene Ontology annotation, biological process: negative regulation of protein kinase activity. Lineage: Eukaryota; Metazoa; Chordata; Aves; Passeriformes; Paridae. Gene Ontology annotation, cellular component: cytoplasm. The transcript is spliced from 4 exons.